AUGGCCGUGCUUGCCUCCAAUCCCAACAACCCCGUGGUCUUCUUCGAUGUCACCAUCGGCGGGCAGGAGGUUGGGCGCAUGAAGAUUGAGCUGUUUGCUGAUGUUGUACCCAAAACAGCUGAGAACUUCAGGCAAUUCUGUACAGGGGAAUUCAGGAAAGAUGGUGUGCCUAUAGGUUACAAAGGAAGCACUUUCCACAGGGUUAUAAAAGAUUUCAUGAUCCAAGGAGGUGACUUUGUAAAUGGAGAUGGCACUGGAGUAGCCAGUAUAUACAGAGGACCUUUUGCGGAUGAAAACUUCAAGCUGAAACACUCCGCACCUGGGCUGCUCUCCAUGGCAAACAGUGGCCCAAGUACCAAUGGCUGCCAGUUUUUCAUCACGUGUUCCAAGUGUGAUUGGUUGGAUGGCAAGCACGUCGUGUUUGGUAAAAUUGUCGAUGGGCUGUUGGUCAUGAGAAAAAUUGAAAAUGUGCCUACAGGUCCAAAUAACAAACCCAAGCUGCCAGUUGUGAUCUCUCAGUGUGGGGAAAUGUAAAGCAGAGAUUGUGUUCCUUCACCAGUGGUUAGGCCUCUGCUGGCCCCAAGCAGUUCCAGCUCCAGACAGUUCUCCCACUGCCCCAGCUCUCUCUGCCCGCCACAUCUCCACUCUUGACAUUCUCCUGAAAUGUUUUAAAUAGCUGACAUCUGUC
Messenger RNA from Indicator indicator, 688 nucleotides. RefSeq names its product peptidylprolyl isomerase H (gene PPIH). Gene Ontology annotation, biological process: protein peptidyl-prolyl isomerization; protein folding. Gene Ontology annotation, cellular component: intracellular membrane-bounded organelle. The transcript is spliced from 10 exons. The record is from RefSeq and is a predicted model, not a curated record. Gene Ontology annotation, molecular function: peptidyl-prolyl cis-trans isomerase activity. NCBI's taxonomy places the organism in Eukaryota, Metazoa, Chordata, Aves, Piciformes, Indicatoridae. Bases 1 to 534 code for a protein of 177 amino acids.